Penicillium griseofulvum is the source of this 1038-nucleotide messenger RNA. RefSeq lists its product as uncharacterized. Gene Ontology annotation, biological process: mitotic sister chromatid segregation; kinetochore assembly. Bases 1 to 1038 code for a protein of 345 amino acids. The transcript is spliced from 2 exons. The record is from RefSeq and is a predicted model, not a curated record. Gene Ontology annotation, cellular component: nucleus. Lineage: Eukaryota; Fungi; Ascomycota; Eurotiomycetes; Eurotiales; Aspergillaceae.
AUGGAUAUCUCCAACCAAACCGUGCAGAAGAUACAGAAAUUCGCAGAAAAACGUCAAGAAGCAGAGUACGAGGCAGCAAAAGAACCUCUCAGUGGGACUGCAUUACAUGUCUACACGCGACGCUUAGAUGCAACCUUACAAGGACUUCAAGAGCAAGUCAAACGCCAGCAGGAUGAAUUGAACAAGCUGCGGGAGCUCAAUUCCCUUGACCUAACAGAGACGGGCACCGAUUCCUGGGCUCGCGUCUCUCAGGCUCGACGAGCCAAGAAAGCAUAUGACUCGCUUCUCAAGUCCAGCGAUGAGCUACCAGCAACAGACUCAGUCUUGCCAUCACUUCUAGCCAUCGAAGAAACUGCACAGCUUGUUCAAGAAAACAAAGUCUCUGUCAAAAUGACUGCCGAUCAGCUGUCUGUGGACCGCGAGCGCCUGCGAGUCGAAGAGGCCAAUCUACGCGACUCUCAAUCAAUCGCAAGCGGCCUUCGAGAGCGGAUCCAGAGAAUCCGCAAUGCAAACACGAGAAAGGAAGAGCAAUCUCCGUCACAGGUGGCACGCGAACAGCUCGCCCUGCAAAAACACCAAAAUAAAGAGCUGGACCGCACGUCCGCGAGCCUCAAGGUUUCGUUGGAUAAGUUCAUCGAUGAGAUUCUUGCUCCAAUGCUUGCUGCCGAGGAUCUAGGCGGUCCGACUGUGGGCGAUGACUUCAAGGUCUCGGAUGCUACUCUGAAGGCAGGUUAUACAGCACACGGCAAGCCUAAGAAGCAGAAAGAACCGGCAGAAUCGGAGGACAGGUCACAGCAGCGGAUUGACAAGUUUAUGAAACGCAACGCGGAUGAACCUCUUACGAAGAAGAGGGAGGCAGCUGCAAAGGAGAUGCAUAGUCUCCUCGACGCUAUGUUGGAGGCUAACUCCUCCUAUAUCGAUUUGGGGCGCGAUUCGGCGUCUUCGAGGUUCCUCGUCAGAGCCAAGGUCGCGCAGUUUCACCCUCGAGAUGCACGACGGCUUCGGCUGAUUGAUUUUGGUCGCUCACUAGGGAAUUGA